Messenger RNA from Eriocheir sinensis (Chinese mitten crab), 3427 nucleotides. RefSeq names its product serine/threonine-protein phosphatase 6 regulatory ankyrin repeat subunit C-like. The transcript is spliced from 15 exons. Bases 821 to 2413 code for a protein of 530 amino acids. Gene Ontology annotation, biological process: positive regulation of transcription by RNA polymerase II. Lineage: Eukaryota; Metazoa; Arthropoda; Malacostraca; Decapoda; Varunidae. Gene Ontology annotation, molecular function: transcription cis-regulatory region binding; protein binding. The record is from RefSeq and is a predicted model, not a curated record. Gene Ontology annotation, cellular component: nucleus.
GAGAUGAUGGCGCGAGUCAGUGGCUGCUGCUCUGUGUGGCGAGUCGUGUCUCAACCCUCCCUCCCUCACGGUGCUCACACGUUCUCUCCCUCUCUCCCUUCCUCCAGUGCAGACCAUUUCUCCGGCGCUCAGUCCUUCCCCCUCCUUCACUCCGGUGCUCAAACGUCCUGUGGCGCUAAAGGAUUGCAGUCUUAUUCUUUGCAACUCUUAGAAACCACGUGUUCAUUAACCUAAACAGAAAAAAACUCUGAAACCCAAAUACGAAUAAUGAGUUAUAAAACUGUUCAUUACGAAUAGAUCUCACGUGUUUGUGAAUUCUAUAAAAGUGUGACAUCCCGUGCAUCGUCCGCAAGUGGUAUCGGUGAAUCAAAGUGCAAAGAUGUGAUAGCUCCAUGGGAAUUUAUCAACUUAUUUAUUUAUUUAUUGGUUGGGAUAUGAAGGCCAAGUGAACGUGGAGGCCGCCGGGGCAGAAGACAGCAGGGCAGGGAAAUCUUGGAGUUCUGGACAGGUGGUCUUCCGAGGCGUGUGCUGGACGCCGGCCACAAGAACAGCUUCUCGCCACGCGCCACCAAAAUAACUUCGCGGAACAGUCGAAAUAUCGUUGACAGCCUACUACAGUUCGUGGCUCCCUCUGCCCCCCUGCCUCCCCGCCUCGCCGUCUGCAGGCAAGGGAGAAGCGGCGCCCUAUAUCUGGCACCGUCCCUUGGCACUGUGGCUAUGAUCGUAUGCCUUCACAACUCCUCUUCAUAGUUACCUCGCUGACGCGCAUGCUACCUGGAGAAACACGCAAGACACACACUCACCACAUCGCGAAAUAAAAAUGGCAUUCCACGUGAAAACUAUGACCUUGUUCCUGGCACUGCUCCUCAACGCUCUGCCUACGCUGGGUGACACUUCAUCGGAAGCUGACGUCGCGGAACUGAUCUCGGCGUCGCGGCAGGGGCUCCUAAAGAGGGUCAGGACGCUGCUGGAGGAAGGUGUUCAUGUCGACGCUACUGACGAUGCAGGACAGACGGCCCUGCAGGUGGGGGCCCGCAGCGGCAGCCUGGCGGUGGUGGAGGAGCUGCUCUUGCGCCGCGCCAACGUGUCCGCGCGUGACAACUGGGGGAAGGUGGCGCUGCACGAGGCGGCGUGGCUGGGGCGGGACGGCGUGGUGAAGGCCCUGCUCGCCCACAAUGCUAGUGUGCACGCCGCUGACAAAAAUGGCCAGACGCCCCUGCACUACGCCAGCGAGCAGCGGCGGGCGGCGGUGGCGCGGACGUUGCUGGCCCACGGUGCUGAUGUGAACGCCAAGGACAAAGAAGGACUGGCGCCCUUGCACUACGCCGCGUGGUUCGGCAGCGAGGAUGUAGCCGAGGAGCUGCUGGAUCAGGACGCCGACACCUCCGCCCGCGACAACCUCGGCCAGACGCCGCUGCACCUCGCCGUGGAGCACCGACAUCAGGCGGUGGCGGCGGUGCUGCUGCGUCACGGCGCCCCGCUGGACGCCGCCGACAACAACGGUAACACCGCGGUUCACCUGGCCGCGAGGGACAAGAACAUAAAAAUGACCGAGAUGCUGCUGCUCAAAUGUCCCGACUUGAGCCUCAGGAACCUCAACCAUCAGGAUGCGAGUGACGUGGCGCGCGUGUCCGGCCAGAAGCAGCUAGCGGGUCUCAUCUUGGCCCAGAGCCAUGUACCCUGCCGAGCGGAGGGCGCCACCUGUAAGUCCGGAGAGGUGUUCGGCGUGGCCCCACUGCAGCGCCUCACCUGUUCUGACACCUGGAAGCCUGCCCCACCCCCCGAGGCAUCCUACAGCUGCCGUGUGGGACAUCAGGAGCUGAGUCACGGCUCCGGCUGGCACGAUGGGUGUCACGGCUACAGGUGUGUGCUGGGGCAGGUGUGGCGCAACCCUGAGCUGGCCGGCACGUGUUGCGUGACGGAGGACGGCGAACACGGGGACGGCGCCUCCUGGACCGAGGGCUGCCGCUACGUCACCUGCCGCGGCGGGAAGGUGGAGCCCCUCGCCAUGGCCGCCUCCUGCUGUCGGGAUGACGAUGAAGUAUACGCCGACGGGGAGCAGUGGACGUCGGGGUGCUACCGGUGGACGUGUCGGGAUGGCAAGCCCCAACCGAACGCCACGCUGCCCCCCUGCUGCAAGGAGGCGUCCGGAGAGGUGCAUCCCGAGGGGGCGCGCUGGCACAUGGGUUGCUUUUACGUGUGGUGCAACGAGGGACGCAUCGAGACCUACGCCAUGAUGAACGUCUGCAAGAUGCUGUUUAUGAUGGUGGUGCUUGCGGUGGGCGGCGUUGUAAUCUCCAUCGUGCUGACCAUCUCCCUCCUCCGAGUUCGCAGGACACCGCCUCCGAUACCCAACAAGGAACGCCUCCUCCUCACCAACUCCACGCCCGGGCCAACGCCGCAGCCCUCCUAACGCCGCGUCUUCAGCUCUUGUAGGGAUUUUGAGGCAUAGUUGGAAGCGAGAUGUUUGUUCGUUUCCAGUCAAGAUGGUGAGAUGGAAAGAUGAAUGGGAUGCUGGUGAUGCUGGUGCAAUGGUAGGAGGAGGAGGAGGAGGAGAAAGAAAAAGAGGAGGAGGAGUGAUAGAAAAAGGAAAAGAAAAAGAACAAGAAAAAGAAAAAAAGCAAGAACAAGAAUAAGAACAAGAACAAGAACAAGGAAAAACACGUGACAAAAAAAACGAGGCUCACAUAGCAUUUCACGAACAUGAGAGUAAAAGAAGAAAAAAACUAGAACACAUGAAAAGUACAACAAAAAACACACAGAAAAACACCAACAACCAAAAAAACAAACCACAAACCACCAUUUACAAGUACAAAAAGUUCUCCAUAUUGAUUUCUCCCUCUCAAACACCUUUCAUCUAAAAUUUCGUCACGGGGGUUACAUAAGCUUGUCACCACCACAGCCUCCGCAUCCGCCGUCCGCUGCCACAACCGUCCGCUUACAUAUAUGGCUGAUGGCCUGUGCACGGAUCCCUCGCCUCGCCAACCAACCGCCGAGGCUACGUAACCACAGAGUCAGGGAAGGGAACUGCUGAAGGAGAACACGUGCGCUUGCUUGGAGUGACGUGCCGUGAAUGACCGAGGGACGAUGCUGCCUUACACGCGGACGAGGAAAGAUGUGCCGAAACGAAAGUGCAUAAAUGGAAGCAAGACGAAACGAAAGUGUAUAAAUAACAAAAAGACAAAAUGGAAAGUGUAUUGAUGUGAGAAAGAUAAAUAGGAGUGUAUAAAUGGGGAAAAAAAUAAAAAGAAAGUGCAUAGAUGGUAAAAUGACAAAAUGAAAGUGUGUAAAUGGCGGAAAGAUACUAAUGAAAGUGUUUACAAAUGGGAACGACACGAAAUGGCAAAACAAAAGACAAAAUGAAAGUGUACUGAUGGAAACAUGACAAGAUGAAAGUGUGUGAGUGGCAAAAAGGACAAAAAAAGAA